Cotesia glomerata is the source of this 2855-nucleotide messenger RNA. Its product is annotated as zinc transporter foi-like. Lineage: Eukaryota; Metazoa; Arthropoda; Insecta; Hymenoptera; Braconidae. The transcript has 10 exons. The record is from RefSeq and is a predicted model, not a curated record. Gene Ontology annotation, molecular function: zinc ion transmembrane transporter activity. Bases 370 to 2583 code for a protein of 737 amino acids. Gene Ontology annotation, biological process: intracellular zinc ion homeostasis; zinc ion import across plasma membrane. Gene Ontology annotation, cellular component: membrane.
GAGGACAGCAAAAAAAAUAGUACAUAUGAAUAUAAAAGAAACAGAAAUAAGACAAUUCAAUACGAUACGCUUGGAGGUUUAAAUAUUUAAACAGUGAAGUGUUAAUAUAAGUAAUCGCUCUGAAGAAAUAGUAUCAAAUUAUAUACUAGUCAUUAGAAAGUUGAUACUAAACAACGAAUCUUGUGUCUCGUAUCGUAAAGUGUCUUAUCUCGUUUAAUCUCGAGUAAUUUCGAGUGUCGAUUAUAUGUACCAUUAAAUAAACUAGUAUCAGUUGACCGGUAAAUCGAAUUACAGUGAUAAACAUUUCAUUUAUUGUUAAUUGAAUUUCAACAAUAGGAUUUGAAAAUCCUAUUUUUGGAGUAAAUAAAGAUGUCACAGCAUUUUAUGACCGUAUGUGUUGUGUGUGUAUUAUGUGCAUCACACAUACCCUGUUCAGCACAUACAACAAUAUCAUCAGUAUUAAAAGCAUCAUUAGUGACUGAAAAAAAAGAUUUUGUUUCUAAUACUCUUUCUACGGAACAAUUGAAUCCACUUGAUAAGAUUAAUUAUAAUUACAAUGAUAAUAUUAACUAUGAAAAUAAGAAAAAAAACAGAAAGAAAAAAACUCAUAAUGACAAAUUAAAACAAUAUGAUGACAAUGAUUAUCAAGUACAUCACGAUAAUAAUUACAAUUUACUGGAAAAUAAAGAAGUUAUGGAAAGACUUGGCCAAACACCAUCGCAAACAAAUGAAAAUUUAUUUGUAAGCAAGAAUAAUGUCAAUAGCUAUAAAAAGAAAAAUCAAAGAGAUAAGAGGCACGUUGAAACUGAAGAAAAAUAUUUCUUGAAAAAAAUAUUUGACACUUAUGGUGAUGGCAAUAGUUUAACUAUGGAUGGUUUUGAAGUUAUGUUGAAACAACUGGGACUUUUUAAAUUAAUUGUAAAACAUGGACUAAAUGACAAUAAUAAUUCAGUCUAUAACGAAACAUCUGCUGAUUCUCCUAAAAGUCAAUCUAAUUCGUCAAUACCUAAAAACAGUAACAAUAAUAGUGAAAAUUAUAUGAAUAGUAAGGAUGAGUGUGCCAGCAAAAAUCAAAUUUUGGCAAGUAUUUCAUCUGAUAUCGAUCUAUCAACUUCAACGAAAAAUGAUACAAUAUUACCUGGAUGGUUAUUUGAACGAUUAUGUCCUGUUUUACUAUAUCAUUUAGCUAGUAAUUCAAGAUCAGAAAAAGAAGGUUGCAUUUCAUUACCUAAUAACUAUCACGAAAUGCAUAGUCAUGAAUAUUUUGAAGAAGAAUCACGGGAUAUGGUCCAAGUGUGGGUUUAUUCAACGAUAAGUAUUGUAGUAAUCAGUUUAUGUGGAUUACUUGGAGUUGCCGUUAUUCCCGUAAUGGGUAAAAGUUAUUAUCAUCAAUUAAUACAAUUUCUUGUUGCCCUUGCUAUUGGUACUUUGUGUGGAGAUGCACUUAUACAUUUAUUACCUCAUGCAAUGAUGGCACCUCACAGUCAUGAUGAAGGUAAUACAGUACAUGUUGAAAUCAAUAGCGAAGAAUCACAUAAUUCAAAUAUGUGGAAAGGUUUAGUUGCCAUGAUGGGAUUGAUAAUGUUCUUUUUUAUGGAAAAGGCUUUGUCAAUGAUUUCCGAAUGGCGAAAAUAUCGUCAAAGAAAAAAUAAGUUACCAACACGAGUACGUGUCAUGAGAGAACCAGAAGGUGUAACAACUAGUCCAGUUGGUGAGAAAUUAUGUAAACAUAAAUAUUCAUCAUAUCCAUAUUGUUAUGGUGAAAUAACUACUGAAACUCGUGAUAAUCAUCAUGAACAUCAUGAACACUAUGACAAAGAGCGGUUACCGUCAAUUGAAGAAGCUAAGCCAUUAACAUCUGAUCCUACCAAUCAAUUACCCAAAAUAAUAACGGAUGACUUAGAUAAAAACAAUCACGAUAACUGGGAUAUUGAUGAUCAUAAAGUUAAUAAUACCCACAAAAAUAUUGAUAAAGACAAUUUAGAUAAUCCACAAGUCAAUGAACGUGAAAGUUAUACUGUUAUUAUUCGUGAACAUGAAAAUAAACAUCAUGGGCAUACACAUUCACAUGGACACGUUCAUGCGGCGCCUGAUUCAAUGUCAAGUGUAGCAUGGAUGGUAAUAAUGGGUGAUGGUUUACAUAAUUUUACCGAUGGUAUGGCAAUAGGAGCGGCAUUUUCGGCAAAUAUUGCUGGUGGUUUUUCUACCGCAAUAGCUGUUUUUUGUCAUGAAUUACCUCAUGAAUUGGGUGAUUUCGCAGUGCUUUUAAAAGCAGGAAUGAGUGCUAAGCAAGCAGUAUUUUAUAAUUUGUUGUCAUCAGUGCUAUGUUUAUUUGGCAUGAUUUUUGGAGUAUUAUUGGGUGCUAUGCCAUCAACUACCAGUUGGAUUUUUGCAGCUGCCGCGGGAAUGUUCAUUUAUAUUGCGCUCGUUGACAUGAUACCAGAAUUAUCUUCUGGACAUUCAGAAGAAGGCGGUUCACAUUGGCAGUGUUUAUUGCAAGCACUUGGUCUAAUUACUGGUUUGGGAAUUAUGUUAAUAAUUGCUCUUUACGAAAAUGACCUUAAAAAUAUUUUUAGUGAUUAGUUUAUUUAACCAUAAUUAAUAUAAAUAAAAUAAAAUAGGACAAUUUUUUGAAACGACUAAACAGAGUAAAUAAAGCAGGAAAAUUCGAAUGACAGAAAAACGAUGUCUCCAAGUUACAUGACUGAAACAUUUAUAAAUACUUAUUUAAUGUAUUUAAAAUAUUUACAAUAUUAUUUUGUAAGUAUUCUAUAGUUUUGUAGGACAACUUAAAACUUGUUUCAUCACGAUUUUACUAAUAUAAUAUGCAAAACACAAUUGUAAAUUAAUCUAAA